UCCCCUCUUCUCCCUCUCCCCUUCCCUAACCUGGGGGCAGAGAACAAGAUUACCCUGAGCGCUCUCUGCUCCACAGAGGGAGGAUCUAGGAGAUGACUAUCUCCCAAAUUAACAAGUGAAUGUUAACACAGGUCUGGUAGGGGAUUGGAGGCAAGCACACCUGGAGUGAAGCCUUUGAAGAGCUGCUCCCGCAGCUCAGAAGCCCCAGCCUGCUUCUCUCUCCACUCUUGUGAGCUGAGGCAUGUGGUUUCCACCCUCAAGUUUUCCCCCUGGCUGCAAGACAGCUGUGAAGCCAGAAUUAAAGACAGGCAGUUAGUGUAGACAGAUGAUCCUGUCAGAUCCAGGAAAUGGAGGCCAGUUUGGAUCCAGGAAGUUGGAGACGGCCCCUGGGAGAUUGGAAUGUGAUGUCUCCAGAGCCCUCUGAUCACUGAUAUUACCUGCCUGCACUACCCCUUCCAAAAGACUGCGGGCAGGAAGUUAGUUCAUGACCCUGGGCUGCUUCCUGCCUGGGUCACUCAUUUGACCCUACCCACUGCCCAUCUGCUUCCCAUUGUUGGCCACCUCACCAGCAUCUCCUGGGCCUAGUCGCAUAGGCAGGAAGGAGAGAGAUAAGUGGGGUAGGCAGAACAAAGGAACUUCAGUCUAUAAGAGGGGCAGGGCGCCCUCUCUUCUUGGGAUGCCAGGACACCAGCCAUGGCCCGCUUCUCCCUCCUGGAUAAAACCUGCUCUAUGUGCUUGCCUCGGCGUGCUUCUCUCAUGUUCAAACUUCAGCACUGAGGAAGCAGAACUCGUCACCAAUAACCUGCAGUAUCAGCUGCUGCACCACUAGCACCAAAGUGCAUGCUCUUAGCUGAAGGAAGAAAGAAGGAGGAGGGCAGUGGGAGAGUAUAAAAAUCUUCCAGCUGAGCCUUUCCUAAAGGAUCUCUGGGUGAAAUGCUGCCCCACGAUUUCUACCUACUAACCGCUGACUCCAUUCACCAUUGGCAUCCCCUGUCCACAAGAGGGAAGGACACAUUACAGUACCCAAGGAAAUCAAAUCUAAGGAGAAGGGAAGUUGCAGCAGUCAUCUCAACCCCAGAAGCCAAACUCAAACUGCUGCGACCAUCAGAUUCUUCAGCCUGGGUUACAUCUGAUUGCUGAGGGCUUCCAUCACUGACUUACGUCCCAAAUAAAGUGUCUAGAGAGGCCCUAAGUAGGACCAGCCUGCUCCACCAGCCUGUCCAGAACAUAACCUCAGCAAAUUAGUGAUCUGCUGGCAGAGUGAGGAACAAAUUCGCAUGAAAAUUCAGUUUAGCACGAACAAGGACCUGCGGGGCUAGUGAAGCAGCUCAGAAACACCCAGAUAAGGAUUUCCCAGAAAACGUCAGGCAUGACCAGGAGUCACUGGCGGCACAGUCUCUAGAAACCAGCAAACUGUAUUGCCUGCUAAGGGAUCCCAGUUGCGCUUGGAGGUGACUUAAAGGGAGCAACGUGCCUGCUCUUCCCUCCCUCCAGACUUCCAUCUGGCCCCGCGGUUAAAGACCAUCUCCUCAGUCCACAGGCAAGGUGGUGGGUAAACUGCGCAGCAAUGUUUUGAGUAACAUCCCUUCUUCUGUGUUUACACACUCAACAUCUGUUUUCCCACCCAGUUCUGCUGAGAUUUCUACCAUGAUAUAAGAGACAUAACAGAUGAACACAGAGGAAUACCAAUCUCACGCAAGCAGUGUUGGAGAUUAGCUAGAUAAACAGCGGAGCAACAGACAUACGGGAGGCAGGCGGGCACUUUUCCUCGAAGUGGUGCGAUCCGAUGAGUUUGCAUUUGAAUUCUAACCUCCCCUCAAGGUCGCCGCCCAGCAACAGACGACAAACACGACUCUCAGCCAAUCAGAACACUAGUGCUCCAGAGACCGGCAUCUCCUGGAGGAGGGCAGACGCCCUCUGCUCCCUUCCAGAUCGGGGGCUUAGCUCCGCAGAAAAGAGGAGCGCUGUGGACUGCCUUUGCCCAGGAGACUGUGACUUUCAGACCGGAGGGCCAAGAGGCCAUGGUUUCUGCCCCCGCUUCUGCUGUCUUUUGACAUGCAGCCCUGAUGGACUCAUGGCGCUCCCCGGCUCUCCCUGUGCUCCGCCUCGCCUGCCUCCUCUUGGUCCAGUGGCCCACACCGUGCUCAGCUCAGUUUGCUGUGAUAGGACCCUCUGGGCCCAUCGUGGCUGUGGCGGGUGAAGAUGCUGAUCUGCCCUGUCACCUGUCCCCGGCGAUGAGCGCCGAGACCAUGGAGCUGAGGUGGGUGAGGUCCAGCCUUAGGCAGGUGGUAUCCGUGUAUGCAGACGGACAGCAAGUGGAAGACAGACAGAUAGCAGAGUACCGAGGGAGAACUUCGGUCCUGAGAGACGGCCUCGCCGCAGGGAAGGCUACUCUCCGAAUACACAGUGUCAGAGCCUCUGACAGUGGACGCUACCUGUGUUAUUUCCAGGAUGGCAGCUUCUAUGAGAAAGCCAUGGUGGAGCUGAAGGUGGGAGCACUGGGUUCUGAUCUCCACAUUGAAAUGAAGGGCUACGAGGAUGGAGGGAUCCAUCUGGAGUGCACGUCCCCCGGCUGGUACCCCCAGCCCCAAGCAGAAUGGAGAGAUGCCAGGGGGAAGCCCGUCCCAGCUGCAGCAGCGCCUGCAGUUGCAGAUGGAGCAGGCAUGUACACAGUGGCAGCCCCGGUGAUCCUGAGAGGCGGCUCGGGACAGGGGGUGUCCUGUGCCAUCAGAAACUCCCUCCUUGGCCAGGAGAAGACAGCCAGGAUUUCCAUCGCAGACCCCUUCUUCUCCAGCGCGCGGCCCUGGAUCGCCGCCCUGGCCGGGACCCUGCCCAUCCUGCUGCUGCUCCUCGCGGGGGCCGGGUACUUCUUGUGGCGACAGUGGGAAGAAAACAAGGCUCUGUCCCUAGAGAAAGCGCAGGAGCGAGUGCGGAGAGAGAAGGCACAGGCGGAAAAGGAGCAGGAGAGCCGCGCGAAAGAGGAGCUCCAGUAUGAACUCAAGUGGAGAAGGAUCCAGUACAUGGCUCGUGGAGCAAAGUCUUCAGCCUAUGCUGAAUGGAAGGCAGCUCUCUUCCAAGCUGCAAAUGUGGUUCUGGAUCCUGACACAGCAAACCCCAUCCUCCUUGUUUCUGAGGACAAGAAGAGUCUGCAGCGGGCAGAGGAACGGCAAAAUCUGCCGGACAACCCUGAAAGAUUUGAUUGGCAUUACUGUGUGCUUGGCCGUGAGAACUUCACCUCCGGGAGACACUACUGGGAGGUGGAAGUUGGGGACAGGAAAGAAUGGCAUGUUGGGGUGUGUGGGGAGAAGGUGGAGAAGAAAUGCUGGGUUAAAAUGACACCUGAGAAUGGAUUCUGGACAAUGGGCUUGUCUGGUGGGCAUGACUAUCGGGCUCUCACUGAACCCAGGACCAAGUUGACCCUCUGUGAGCCCCCCACCAGGGUGGGGGUUUUCCUGGACUAUGAGGCUGGAGAGGUGUCAUUCUAUAAUGCAGUGGAUGGCUCUCACAUCUACACCUUCCCGCACUCCUCCUUCUCUGGGCCUCUGUGGCCUGUUUUUAGAAUUUUGACUGUGGAGCCCACUGCCCUGACCAUUUGCCCACUGCUGAAAGGAAUGGAGAGGCCCCUUGUUUCUGACCUAGUGCCUGGCCUUUCCCCAGAAACCCCAGUGACCUCGGACUUAGCUAACGGGAGGGAGGAGCCUCAGGCAGAGGUCAGGGCUCCACUUCUCCCCGCCCCACCUGGAGCUGAGGGUCUCCCCCUCAGCCGCCCACUACAGCUGUAAAGCUACCUGCACACGCUGCUCCAAGCACUUUACCAAUGUCAGUUCAGCUGUUCUGUGAGACGAUUCCUCUAGUUCAGUGCCAUUUUAUUGACCCUCUUGUAUAGAUCAGGAAAUUUGUGUGUAGAAAGUGAAUGAGUUUUCCAAAGAUGCUGUGACUCGUGAACAACAGCUGGAAUUUGAACAGUAUCUGUCAGAACCUGGAACGGGCUGUGCUCUGAGAGCCGCCUCAGGUGGACCUCACUCACUUCAUUCUCAAACAGCCCUGUGAGGUGUUCUCAUUUUGAAGUUGAGACAAGGCAAAGUGAAUUAGCAGAUGAUUCAAGCAGUAAGUUGUGCAAUGAGAGAUGGUCAACAUCUGUCCCCACACCAGCCUGUUCCUCCCUUCCAGCCAGAUUGUCCCCAUGAAAGGGCCCAGGAGUAACCCUGAGGUUCCCCUCCAUGGAUCACUGUACCUGGUGUAGAGGUCACACCCUGCUUGGUUUCUCGCCAGCACUGCUUGGGUGGCUCUGCUGGGUGACUUGGCCCAGGGGAUGAGUUCACAGAAAAAGCCCUAUCAUACAAGACCCAGGGACACAUCCUUAACUGAUAAUGGGGCACAGAUGGCCUGCCCUGUAAAUGCUAUGCAUGACCAUGGAGCCAGAACUAAUCUUCCAUAACUGUGAUCUCUGGGAACCACAGUUAAUCAAGUUUGUCCAUGAAAUAAAAAUUAGGGAAGGAGAAGCCAGAAGAGCUUCCUGGGUUUUUCUCUGUGCUGCAGUCCAUCUCCAGGAAAGGGGCCAUGCACCCUGGCUCCCUGGGGUGUUGGACCAACAUUCUUUUAACUGGUGAGCACUGAGGAGGAGCACCUCAGAUUGGCACUGCUAAGGCUCACCUCUGUCUCUGCCCAGCUGUGGUCCUCAAGUUCUGUUUGUUCAAUAAAUGCAUUGGUGACCCCGCUGUUCAACUGG
Molecule: messenger RNA, 4729 nt
Organism: Sciurus carolinensis (gray squirrel)
Lineage: Eukaryota; Metazoa; Chordata; Mammalia; Rodentia; Sciuridae
Product: butyrophilin subfamily 3 member A3-like
Exons: 10
Coding region: 2067-3782 (571 amino acids)
Biological process (GO): regulation of cytokine production; T cell receptor signaling pathway
Cellular component (GO): external side of plasma membrane
Molecular function (GO): signaling receptor binding
Source: RefSeq, a predicted model, not a curated record